AUGAAGGAGAUCGAUGAAAUGCGACACCAGUUUUGGAAGGCAAAGACACUGGUAGAAAGAGCCGUUAGUGUGGUGGAUGCAGCAAAUGCCCAGGUGGCAUUGGGAGGAAUGUAUGUGUCUAAAUCACAGACACAACUUCUAGCGCGGGAGGAAUUGGAAAAGUCAAAAGAGAAAGAGGAAGGUGGACGUAUCAAGGGAACGUUCGGCCGCGUUGUGACACAUGAAGGUUUUCUGAGGGAUCAAGCUGAGCACACUCAACAGAGGCUGGAUGAGGCCGAGCUGGAGAAGCUGAAGGAGGAGGCCAAGGAGGGAUGGAGAAAGUUCAAUGAGACACAGAAAGCAGAGGUGGCGAAAUGGUGA
Messenger RNA from Cantharellus anzutake, 360 nucleotides. RefSeq lists its product as uncharacterized. The coding region runs from base 1 to 360 and encodes 119 amino acids. The record is from RefSeq and is a predicted model, not a curated record. The transcript has a single exon. Lineage: Eukaryota; Fungi; Basidiomycota; Agaricomycetes; Cantharellales; Hydnaceae.